Messenger RNA from Leishmania braziliensis MHOM/BR/75/M2904, 5445 nucleotides. RefSeq names its product putative DNA-directed rna polymerase I largest subunit. Gene Ontology annotation, cellular component: RNA polymerase I complex. The record is from RefSeq and is a predicted model, not a curated record. Gene Ontology annotation, molecular function: DNA-directed RNA polymerase activity; DNA binding. Bases 1 to 5445 code for a protein of 1814 amino acids. The transcript has a single exon. Lineage: Eukaryota; Euglenozoa; Kinetoplastea; Trypanosomatida; Trypanosomatidae. Gene Ontology annotation, biological process: DNA-templated transcription.
AUGUCUCUGACCACUGCUUUCCCCUUUCAUGCGUACGUGGGAGAUCUGCGCACGCGCACCGUCCAUGAGCGCAAGAGCGGUGUUUCCCUCUCCCUCAUGACCUCGGAGGACAUGGCACGCCUCGCAUUGGUGGAGGUGCGCGUGCGCUGUGGGCAGGAGGAUCGACUGGCGCCGUGGGCUCCGGCCGUUCGGCGGGACGGCACUUACGCCACGUUCUACGACACGCGCAUGGGCAACUUUGAUGCCCGCACGUUCCCUCCGCAGGCGUGCUCGACGUGCUGCAAUACGCUCAACUCCAAAUAUGGCAAUGAACGCUGCCAGGGCCACUACGGGUACAUCAGUAUGCCGCGUCGCUACCCAAACGACCCGAACCGCUCACAGGAACGCCUUAGUGUCAUUAACCCACACCUCACCCAGGAGGUGGAGCAGCUGCUGCAGGCCGAAUGCUUUUUCUGCCACCGCUUCCGCGUGCCCGAGUUCGACGUGAUCCGCUACCAGCAGGCACUGCGCCUCGUCGACUGCGGAUUGAUCGGCGAGGCACUGCGGUUCCUGGACAUGGUGGCAAACGCCCGCGGACAGGACAUGCGCAGCCGACGCCGCCGUGACGCGAACGAGACCGUCAUCAACGACAUUCCUCUUAUGCUGGAUCACAUCGACAUGCAGCUGCGCCGCCGCGGUGCCGCUGCACCACUUCCCCCUGGGGCUACGGCAGGCAAGAUGGGGGCCCGCGGCGAUGAUAGAGACACCGGUGCAGCUAGCGUGUCGGCGCACGUGAAUGGCAGCGGUGACGGCUUCCUCAAGCCGGUCUUGGACGUCCGCAACGAGAUCUGCAAGCAGGCACUGCGCAGCUUCCGCGAGUUUGGCAACGUCUGCGCGCACUGCCAGGGCAUCUCACCUCGCAUCACGACAAAGAAUGGACACCUCUUCUUCUACUUCAACAAGAAGAACGCGGACUUCAACGUGGCAAACGGCGGGCUGACAGUGACGCAGCUGCGGGAAUGGGAAGAGAUGAACCGUCGCCAGGGGCGCAGUCAUACGUACUUCCGCACAUCGUGGGCGCGAGAGCACAUCAAGCAGCUGUGCCAGCGCGAGUCCACCAUUCUUGCAGCCCUCUACCCACACCUCGGUGAGGCCACCCUAAGCAUGCCGUACGCCUGCUCGCUCCCGUCAAUGUACUACUACAAGGUGUUCUUUGUGGACAAGCUGCUCGUGCCGCCGCUGCCCCUGCGCCUGUCUUCGGGCGUGCAGGUCUCCGAGUCCGGCAGCAUUGUCCCUGACGCCGGCACACGUGCCCUAUCUGAUGUCCUCCAGUUUGUCGAGCAGAUCGAGGCGUACUACGUCCUCGCAAACAACUCCACCCCAGAGCACAACCUCGUCAGCACAGCACAAGAAAUUGCACAGGAGCACAACCUGCGGAACUUGCAGGCCAAGGUGGCGGAGGUGUACACCAACGUGCUGGAGAGCUUUGCAAAGAAGGAAGGCCUGUUCCGCAUGCACAUGAUGGGCAAGCGGGUGAACCAAGCAUGCCGUAGCGUCAUCUCACCCGACUACUUGCUGGAGCCAAACGAGGUGCUACUGCCCCGCCCCUUCGCCCGCGCGUUGACCUUCCCGGAGCUGGUGUGCAGCUACUCACCAGCGCGCAUGCUGUUCCUCAAGCGGUGCGUCAUGAACGGCCCAGAUAUGUAUCCGGGCGCCACUCACCUGGAAAUUAGCCUGACGAGCGGUGAGACGCGCUUCGUGGACUUGCACGUGCCGGAGCUGAUUCGGCGGCAGCACGCCAUGAAGUACUUUGCGAUGGCACAGACCGGCUCCCUCACGGUCCACCGGCAUAUCCUCGAUGGCGACCACCUCAUCUUCAAUCGCCAGCCGACCCUGCACAAGGUAUCCAUGAUGGCAUAUCGUGCCAAAGUGCUCUCCGGCUUGAAGACACUCCGCUUCCACUAUGUUAACGGCAGCUCGUACAACGCCGACUUUGACGGGGACGAGAUGAACAUUCACGUCGUGCAGAGCCUCGAGGCAAGGGCGGAGCUUGAGUGUCUGAUGGACGCCAACCUCAACUACCUCGUCCCGACGUCUGGCAAGCCGAUCCGCGGCUUUAUCCAGGACCACGUGGUCGCCGGGGUGCUGCUGACCCUCCGCGACAAAUUCCUGCCGCACCACACAUUUGUGCAGUUUGUUUACAACGGCAUCGCACCGUACAUGCAGAAGCACGGCAACCCGCUCAGCCCGAACGCAACGCUGACAGAGCUGAUUCCGAUGCCCGCAGUACUGAAGCCGCAUCCCUUAUGGACGGGGAAGCAACUCAUUUCUGCGAUUGUCCGCUACGUGACUGGCGUGGUGGAAAGUCGUGGCGGCACGCGCAAGAGCAAUGGUGUCAGCAUGCACGGCACCUCUCUCAUCCAGCCGAACACCUACACCACCACGGACCCCCACACCGGUGAGCUCGUUUCGGCCUCGCGCAAGUGCAUGGAGGAUGGCCACGUGCAGUUUUUUGAGAGUGAGCUCAUCACCGGCAUCCUGUGCAAGAACCAACUUGGCUCCUGCAACCUCUCCGUCGUGCACGUCAUUCACGAAAUCUACGGGCCGCACAUGGUUGGCGUGCUCUUCGGCGCGCUUGGUCGCGUGCUGUCUAUGAGCCUGCAGCGCGAAGGCUUUUCCAUUGGCAUGGAUGACAUGAUCCUCUUGCAAGAGGAGCGGCGUACGGCGCUGCUGCGCGAGCUAGACAAUGCACCCCUCAGCCUCCCCGACGACGAGGCGAGGGUGAUGCCGGUAAUCAUGGGGAUGGCGACAAACCUCCAGAAAGAAUUCGUGCCAGGACGCAUGCUGCGGCCUUUCCCGCAAAACCAACUGCUGACCAUGACCAUGUCGGGUGCAAAGGGUAGCAACACGAAUGCAAUUCAGAUGUCGCUCGGUCUUGGCCAGCAACUCUUCGACGGGCGCCGGGUGAAGCGCAUGAACUCGGGCAAGACAUUGCCGUCGUUCUUUGUUGCGGAGAAGCGAGCUCGCUCGCUGGGCUACGCGAUUGGCCGCUUUACCUCCGGCAUUCGACCAGCAGAGUACACCUUUCACGCCAUGGCCGGUCGAGAUGGGCUCAUCGACACGGCCGUCAAGACCUCCCGCUCUGGUCACCUGCAGCGGUGCCUAGUCAAGGGUCUGGAGAGCCUCGUCGUGCAGUGGGACCACUCCGUGCGCGACGCCAACGGCAGUGUGAUACAGUUCCUCUACGGUGGUGACGGGCUCGACCCGAUGCGGACCUCGUCCCUGCAGGCGUGGGAGGUUGUCAAGGACAACUGCGUCGACCUCGGUCGAAAGAUGAACGUGAGCACUGGCGUGAUGACGGGCGAGGAAGAGGCCGAGGCGGCGGCGUUGCGCAACAACCAUGGCAGCAAGCGCGAGCGCGCCUACGAGACGGCUGCGGCGAUGCGUGCGGCACAGCGUGCAUUGCUGGAGGCGGAGGCGCAGCGCGACCCACUCCCUGCCCACUACAAGGCGAGUCUUGACACGUACCUGGAGACCAAGGCGCAGUACCCGCUCUUCAAGAAGGUGUCACAAGUCGCACGAUGGGCCAAGAACGGCGUCUUGAGCGAGAAGCUGCGCGAGAAGCGUGAGGAGAGUAUCCGGUACUACCGCGACGUCAUGACGGAGCUAACGACGCGGCGGCGGGUGCGGGCCUACUGCGACGCUGGAGAGCCCGUCGGUCUGCUGGCGGCUCAGGCCGCUGGAGAGCCGUCAACGCAGAUGACGCUCAACACGUUCCACAGCGCCGGGUCAACUGUGACGCACGUGACGGAGGGUAUUCCGCGCCUUCGCGAGCUGCUCAUCUACGCCUCUGUGCAGAAGGUGGCAAUUGUGGUGCCGGUGGAGAAGGCGACGGAGACUGACGAGGAGGCGAUCUCGCGCAUUCUGCAGGCCGGCGUAGCGACACGGCUGACAGACUGUAUGGCCCGCGUACCUGUUUCUGCGGCUGCCACCGCGGCCACGGACAGCGGUGCCACGACGAGGGCGCACACGACCCCAGGGUACCACUACCACGUCACCCGCAGCGCCGAGGGCACGCAGGUGACGGUUGCCCUCCUCUUCUCCAAGGUGCUUCUUGUGCGAAAGCAGCACACCAUGUGCAUGUCGCGAGCCGAGCACCUUCAGUCUUUUACACAGACCCUGAAGAGCUUUGCCCGACAAGUAGUGACUGCACUGCGGGGUCGCUCGAAGGACGAGCGCGAGGGCGCCUGCGGACCGAUGCGUGGGACGACGCAAGACCCAUCUUCUCAGGUGGACGACAGCGGCGCUGCAGCCGGCGGCGGUGGCAUGAGUGACAACGACGACGACAUCGACGAGCAGUCCACGCAGAUGAACACGCCGGCGCUUGGGGCCGCCUUGGCGCCGUCUGCCACUGGCAGUGAGCUUGGUCGGGAUGACUUGAUCCCAGAAGGGGACAACGACGGCGGUAGCAGCGCUAGUGACGAGGACGAUGACGAGGAGGUGGCGGACGCCGCGGACGGCUCGCGGCAUCGCAAGGGCGGCAGCGGCAGCGGCAACAGUCCCCUGUGCAAGAAGUCUCGAGCAGAGGAGGACGACAACGAGGAGGAAGACGAGGACGGCAACGGAUCGCUCUGGAAGAGCUCCAGGAACGGCGGCGUCAACAGCGAGGUGGCUGCCACAGCAUCCGGCACGAUGAGCUACGACUGCUUUCCCACAAUCUGCGUCAUGUACGGCAGCAAGAAGUACCGGGUCGAGAUCGCGCCGCUGCUGCGGACAGCGGCCACCCGCGACGGCGUUGUGGCGCUGCCGGAAGAUUUUUUCAUAGUGAACGUGUCGAUACAGACAUCAGACCAGGUGGUCGCCGUCAUCCCGGAUGUGCUCGAGAGUGUGCUGGUCCGACAGACGUUCCCUUCGUGGCUCACGCAGUUUGACGCCGUCUCGUACACGCGCAAGGCCGAGGACCCGACGUGUGGCGAGAUGGUUUUCCAGGGCCCCGCGGCGACCAUCCGCAGCGUGACGGCGUUCCUCGCCCUCUUCACCGUCCGCGCACGCGCUAUCAAAGUGAAGAGGGCGCGGUCCACCGACAUCCGCGACAUGUGCACCUCCUUUGGCGUGGAAAGCGGCUACAAAGCUCUCUUCGAUGAGCUGGAGAAGCUUUUCAAGCGCUACUCCGUCGACUACCACCACCUCACUCUCAUCGCCGACGCAGCGACGCACCGUGGCAUUUGGGAAAACUACAAUUUUACCGGUGUCAUCUCCCACAGCGCCAGCCCGCUCUUCCAGAUGACAUUCGCGUCGUCAAAGCGCUUCCUGCACACAGCCCUGACGCGCGGCAUCAGCGACGAGUUGAGCUCCAUCAGCUCGGCCAUCAUGGUUGGUGAGCGGCCUCGCGUCGGAACAGCACUUGUCAAGGUGGGCCAGGACCCACAGAUCUUGCGCGAUGUCAUCGAGAAGAACCUUGCCUGA